GGUGUGGCCGCUUUGCGAUGCUUAAACAUUUUCAUUCGUGAUUUCUCCGUUGAGGUGUUCAGUUGUCUGGUUCUCGUGCUCUGAGAAAACUAAAAAAGUUAUUUAAUUUUUAAGUACAAAGUAUUAAAAAAAGUAAUUAAUUCAAUAUGAGAGAAAUUGUACAUAUUCAAGCCGGUCAAUGCGGUAACCAAAUUGGUGCAAAGUUCUGGGAAAUUAUUUCUGAUGAACAUGGUAUCGAUAGUACCGGUGCCUAUCAUGGCGACAGCGAUUUGCAGUUAGAACGCAUCAACGUGUACUACAAUGAAGCGUCUGGUGGAAAAUAUGUGCCACGUGCCGUUUUGGUAGAUUUGGAACCAGGCACUAUGGAUUCAGUGAGAUCUGGUCCAUAUGGUCAAUUAUUUAGGCCAGAUAAUUUUGUUUUUGGUCAAAGUGGUGCCGGUAAUAACUGGGCGAAAGGACAUUACACAGAGGGUGCCGAACUCGUCGACUCUGUUUUGGACGUUGUACGAAAGGAAGCUGAAUCAUGCGAUUGCCUGCAAGGUUUCCAAUUGACACACUCACUUGGUGGUGGUACUGGCUCAGGUAUGGGUACACUACUUAUCUCAAAAAUUCGCGAAGAAUACCCCGACAGAAUCAUGAACACCUAUUCAGUAGUACCAUCACCAAAGGUGUCAGAUACCGUUGUCGAACCAUACAAUGCCACUCUAUCAGUUCAUCAACUUGUAGAAAACACCGAUGAGACCUACUGUAUCGAUAAUGAAGCUUUAUAUGACAUUUGCUUCCGCACAUUGAAACUCACCACACCAACAUAUGGCGACUUGAACCAUUUAGUAUCAUUAACAAUGUCUGGUGUAACUACCUGCCUGCGUUUCCCUGGUCAACUGAAUGCCGAUUUAAGAAAAUUGGCUGUAAACAUGGUACCAUUCCCACGUCUACAUUUCUUCAUGCCUGGCUUUGCACCAUUGACAUCAAGAGGUUCACAACAAUACCGUGCAUUGACUGUGCCAGAAUUGACACAACAAAUGUUCGAUGCCAAGAACAUGAUGGCUGCCUGUGAUCCACGUCAUGGUCGUUACUUGACUGUUGCUGCUAUCUUCCGUGGUCGCAUGUCAAUGAAGGAAGUCGACGAACAAAUGCUCAACAUUCAAAAUAAGAACAGCUCAUACUUCGUUGAAUGGAUUCCAAACAAUGUCAAGACAGCCGUUUGCGACAUACCACCAAGAGGUUUGAAAAUGUCAGCCACCUUCAUUGGUAACUCAACUGCCAUCCAAGAACUCUUCAAGCGCAUUUCUGAACAAUUUACUGCUAUGUUCCGUCGCAAGGCUUUCUUGCAUUGGUACACUGGCGAGGGUAUGGACGAAAUGGAAUUCACUGAAGCUGAAAGCAACAUGAACGAUUUGGUCUCUGAAUAUCAACAAUACCAAGAAGCUACAGCUGAUGAAGAUGCUGAAUUCGAAGAAGAGCAAGAGGCUGAAGUUGAUGAAAACUAAGAACAUCUCUAAUUAUAGAAAAAAAAUAAAACAGAAACUGCUGAAAUAAAAUUAUUUAUUAACCUAAGUAAAAAGUGAAUGAAAUCAAAUCUCUAAAAGGCAUUGUUAAUUCUUUUUUUUAUUAACACAAAAAAUAAAAAGUCAACUAAUUUCGAUUAAAAUAAA
Messenger RNA from Teleopsis dalmanni, 1655 nucleotides. Its product is annotated as tubulin beta-1 chain. The record is from RefSeq and is a predicted model, not a curated record. Gene Ontology annotation, cellular component: cytoplasm; microtubule. NCBI's taxonomy places the organism in Eukaryota, Metazoa, Arthropoda, Insecta, Diptera, Diopsidae. The transcript has 2 exons. Gene Ontology annotation, molecular function: GTP binding; structural constituent of cytoskeleton; GTPase activity. Gene Ontology annotation, biological process: mitotic cell cycle; microtubule cytoskeleton organization. The coding region runs from base 147 to 1490 and encodes 447 amino acids.